GGCCGGAGGCGGCGGCGAGAGCGGAGCCUCAGCGCGGAGGAGCCGGCUCUGCCCGGCAGCGGUAUUGCCAGGCAUCUGAAGUGGUUGACUGAGACCUAAGGAUUUGGAACAGUGGUGUAUGAUGUCAAACAGUGGGCACUCUUUGUAGCCUCCCCCACCAGCCUGCAGUGUCAUGUGCCAGUAUGAAUGUUAAGAAAGAAACGCAUACUUCAGAACUCAGCAUCCCAGAAAGAAAAAGGACGAACUGAACAGAGACAGCAAAUGAUUGCAGCGCUUACAAAACUUGAGGCUGUUCACUUUUUCUCCUGAGAAGCUUCAUCUUGGCCUUUGUGAGAGAGUUGAGAAAGUAGGCAGAGCAGCCACAGUGAUUUUCUUAGGGUCCUUUUCCUUUUUUAAUUUAAUUUUUUCUCCCUUGUGUCUGGAUUUAAAGUGUGCUGCACUGAUCACAAGCACUGGACAUCAAUAUGUGUCAUGUCAUUGUAACGUGUCGGUCGAUGCUAUGGACUCUUCUGAGUAUCGUGGUGGCUUUUGCAGAGCUCAUUGCCUUCAUGAGUGCAGACUGGCUGAUUGGUAAAGCAAAGCCUUCAAGCUCUGAGGAGGUGGACAACAGAACAGGGGGACCUCAGGAGCCCUACCGUCCAACGCUGGGCAUCUACGGGCGUUGCACCAGGAUCUCCCACAUGCAGUUCUCUAGACGAGACACGCUUUGUGGUCCUUAUGCUGAAAACUUCAAUGAGAUUGCCAGUGGUUUCUGGCAGGCAACCGCUAUUUUCCUAGCCAUAGGAAUCAUGAUUCUCUGCACCGUGGCAUUUGUGUCUGUCUUUACUAUGUGUGUGCAGAGUAUUAUGAAGAAAAGCAUUUUUAAUGUCUGUGGGCUGCUACAAGGGAUUGCAGGGCUCUUCCUUAUCUUAGGCUUGAUACUUUACCCUGCAGGUUGGGGAUGCCAGAAGGCGAUAAGCUAUUGUGGACCUUAUGCUUCUGCUUACAAACUAGGAGACUGCUCCUUGGGCUGGGCUUUCUACACAGCUAUCGGCGGCACUGUUCUGACAUUCAUCUGUGCAGUCUUCUCGGCGCAAGCUGAAAUAGCCACAUCCAGUGACAAAGUGCAAGAAGAAAUAGAAGAAGGAAAAAACCUUAUCUGCCUCCUUUAACUCCAGUGGGGAAAAAUACCAGCACCUGGAUCUUUAUCUGCUUUCCAUUGACUGGGCAAGCAGAUCCAUUUACCUGUUUUUACCAUUUGUGUGAUUGAGCCCCAUGCAUUCCAGCCCUGAACUACUGAAAGGGUCUUUCUUCUUUGCUGGGCAAUGAGGAUCAGAGAAAGGAUCCCAAGAAAGCAGAAUGUAAAUACUUGGGGAUAUUUUUAGUUUCAUUCUGUGAUCAGGACCCAGUGGAAUAUAUUAAUCCAACUGGGGAUGUGAGUAAUCACAUGUAUAUAGCAUGAAUGUUGUUAAAACUGAAAAAUUCUGAUUGAUUGGAUUGUCUAACCCACCUUGGUCACUUUGAAGAAUUUGGGUUUAAAAUAAUAAAAGCCAGCACAUUUUUUUUUUCUUAAGCAAAAGAGAACCCUAUUUUAAUGAAGCUUUGUUUCCAGUGGCUCCCCUCACUGGUGAGUAUUUCUUCACCAUCAACUGGUUUGGUACCAUUUUCAUGGAGGUGCUUUUUGGUACUGAACUUCCUAGAAGUACAGUGCCUUCUUGGAUAUUAACUCUGUGUUGGGGAGAGCUGACAUUUACACCAAUCUUAAGGCAUUUAGAAAGUCAAGUCCUUGACAGAUUUCUCUCUCUUGAAACUUAGAGCACAUGGUGUGUGCAACGUAUUGCAGGUUAAUAUUGUUUCCACUGACUAGACAGAGAAGCUGUUGUUAGACUGGCUCUCCUGAUUCAGAUAAAACUGAAAUAUUUCUACAGCCUUCAUUAAAGUUUCUGAAAUCUCAAGCAGGUAACAGCUCCCCACAGCACCAGCCUUAUCUGGGCUGCAGCCUCUACUACAACUGUGGGUUCCACAUUGUACUUUUUUCUCUCGUCAGUGAAAUAUCAUUCCCAGUCUACAGAUCAGUCUGUCUCAUGACCCAGACGCACAUGAGUCUUUAGGAAACUUAAAUUUUUCAGGAAGCCUUUACAAAUUCUAUGUAGCUGGGAAGAUUUCUUUUCCUUUUUUUUUUUUUUUUUUUUUUGGUGUGUGUAGUAGUAGAUGUUUUUCCAGCUACUUCGGCAGAACUUAAACAGACCUUGCCACAAAUGCCUUUUUUUUCUCAAAGCCAGCUCGUUGUGUUAUUUGUGGUGUUGCCUCACUUACUAGAACUACUUCUGAUAACAAGUUUGUAAGGUAUUUUAACAAACAAAGGAAUGAUGCAACUGUACCAUAGGAGCAUUGGGGAUAAUUGAUCUGAGUAGUUCUAAUUAAAUACUAGGUGAAUUUUAGAUUCCUUUUCUUAUUUCUUGGUAAUUUAACAUCAUCUAGUGACAGUAUUGCUUCACUAUUACACAGAGCAGAGAUUCUUGGUUUUGCCUGGUCAGUCCCUUAAAAUGUGCCAUUAGUUAUUAAAAAAUUGUUGUUACUGUCCAGGUAGGUAGCUGCUUUCAAGGCACUCCUGACGUGCUUCACAGGUUAAGAGCUGUUCAGCAGUCCUGACGGUGGGCCCGGGGCAGCCUGAAGGAUUGGUGAAUAGUCACAGAGCUGGGGUCCCCUUCCAGCACCUGCUGCCCACCACAGUCACAGAGCAGCUCCAGCCUGUGCCUCUGUGCCCAUGGCACCUGCAGCCUGUGCGCUGGACAGAUACACAGGUGACCUCUGAGACGUGGUGCAAAAAGGUCAACUUCUGCCUGUAUUCAAAAAGGGAUUGUUUUAACCUAGCCUCUUCUUGCAUUCACCUGCUCCUGCAACCCACAUCCACCAUCUUCUACUUUAAAACAGGGAACUCAUGUUCUUUUAAACAUUGAAUUUAAAUCCCCUUCAAAAGUUAUUGUCUGGGACCAACUGCCUGCACAAAUCAAGAUUUUAAUAAAGCAAAAUUACCAGCACAAAGUGGUGCCUGAGGGUGAAAAUCAGAGCCUACACACCCUGUCCACACUUGUGUGACUCGUUGGCUUUGCCCCAUACACAUCCCCCACACCUGAAGGAUAUGCACUGGGCUUGUACCUGGAGUCCAGCAAGCCUUCCUCCAGGCAUUCCUCCUGAGCCCUUCUGGAGCAUGCACUGAAUGUGGGUCACUAGCUCAGCUCUGCCCUGCCCUCAGGGGCCCUGCAGUUGGAAAAGAGGGGGUAAGCAGUUGUAUGAGUACCAUAUAAACCAGCUAAAAAUUAAUUACUAAGCAGAUGUAUGGUUUUAGCUUCCUUAGGUAGGUAGCAAUCCAAAGUCAGGUCACCACUGCCAACAAGUCUUGACACAGUAUUAGGGUGAAAAAUGCUGCAUUGGCUUGAGCACUUGAUUAGCCAGAAUCAGGUCAGGUUAGUCCUUACAAAGGUUGAGAGAACACACUCUGCUCUGGUUGAGAAGUAAACAACGAACAACUUCAUUCUGCUGUGAUCCACAUGAUGCUUAAAAAAAAUUCAAUAGUAUGUUUUUAUUUGGGUUUGGGUUUUUAAGUAUUAAAGAGAUUUUCAGUGGCACAUUUUGCUUUUGUUUGCAUUCGUAACCAAGAAGAACCAGCUUUUCCGCUUGUUGCUGGUAUGUUAUCAGCUUGCUCUGCAACAGUAUAAUUAACUAACUUGCAAGAAUAUCCAUGUUCAUCACAUAGUACAGAUAGAAGACAGGCUAGGAAGAAAUACAGAGGAGAAAUAAUCAGAAUUUAUUUUCUCAGGGUUCUGUUUUUCUAGCAAGUGAUAAGGUGGUAUAUAUGGCAAUUUUUUUUUUUUCCUGGAUGAGGUUUUCAGGUGCAGGGUGCACUCUUUAAAUUUCACAGCUGUUUAAAUUGCUCCUGAAGUUCACCUCAGCAGUAGCUUUCAAAGGCACUUUGGGAAAGAAAAAAAGCAAAAUCAGCUUAAAGCUAAGUUAACUGAUUCCAUGAGCGGGCUGUAGAGUGUAACUGCUUCUUAUUGUACAUGCACUGCAUAGAAUCUAGAGGAAUUUGCUGUGGAUACUUUAAAACCUGUGUGCCAAUUAUUCGAGUUUAAAUUUGUUUUGUGGUAUUGAAGAUUUCUUCAGACAUCUGUGGUUUCAUCAACUUCUUAAACUUAUAUUCAAUAAAGUGCCAUAGACUUUUUUUUUUGAUUGUA
This is a messenger RNA of Vidua macroura (Pin-tailed whydah), 4214 nucleotides long. RefSeq names its product LHFPL tetraspan subfamily member 2 (gene LHFPL2). The record is from RefSeq and is a predicted model, not a curated record. Gene Ontology annotation, cellular component: membrane. Lineage: Eukaryota; Metazoa; Chordata; Aves; Passeriformes; Viduidae. Bases 465 to 1151 code for a protein of 228 amino acids. The transcript is spliced from 4 exons.